Anopheles moucheti is the source of this 2224-nucleotide messenger RNA. RefSeq lists its product as uncharacterized. Gene Ontology annotation, molecular function: DNA-binding transcription factor activity, RNA polymerase II-specific; RNA polymerase II cis-regulatory region sequence-specific DNA binding. NCBI's taxonomy places the organism in Eukaryota, Metazoa, Arthropoda, Insecta, Diptera, Culicidae. Bases 573 to 2069 code for a protein of 498 amino acids. The transcript has 5 exons. The record is from RefSeq and is a predicted model, not a curated record. Gene Ontology annotation, cellular component: nucleus. Gene Ontology annotation, biological process: muscle organ development; cell development; regulation of transcription by RNA polymerase II.
ACAUCGGUACCGAUCGCGAGGAACAAAUCGUCGUUGUGUCCAUCAGCAACAACAGCAACAAAACAACCUCGAUAUAUUGCGGGCUUAUGGUGGUCGUGUCAGUGUCACACAUACUACUCAUUCUCUGUCUCUCGGCGUUAAGAGACUGCGGUAAUGUUGAGAUAAAUCUCAAUUGGGGUGAGAUGUGAUCGUUACGCGAUAUAUCUAUCUCUACAACGCGCAGUUAGCACUUUGCAGUCAGAUGUUUUACCGAUGUCGAAGCAGAUCGGGUGCUAGUGAAUAAGAUCUCCUGCGCCAUUGCAAGGACCAUUUAGUUACGCUUGCAGCUGUUUGGUGUGUGUUUUGCCAGUCCUGGUUCCUUGGACGCAUCACCUAUAGGAAAGGGACUAUAGGAAGUCCUGAGCAUAAAUAGUAGUGGAUUUUUGCUAGCGUACGUACACACCGCGCAGACGAAGAAGACCACGGUACGAUCGGGCACGAUCACGCUCGAAUCACCAGCGACGCGCGUCAGAGUAGCGAAGAAACAGCAACAAAAGAAAAGAAAAACACACAGAAAAACAGAAAUAUAAAACAUGGACAAACCGUCGCGUCCGGUGCGAAAUCGUAAGCGCAGUAGGAAAGCAUGGCCACCGGGAGAUAGCCACCGACCGGUGAAACGAUUAUUUACGCCGGAAAUUAAGCGUAUGCUCAAGGACUGGUUGGUCCGGCGCCGGGAGAACCCAUACCCAAACCGGGACGAAAAGAAGCUGCUUGCCAUCGAGACGGGUUUGACGUACACGCAAAUAUGCAACUGGUUUGCGAACUGGCGACGAAAGCUCAAAAACUCGGGCAAUGAUCCAAUCCGCAAGACGUGGGGUAAUCUGAUAAAGCAUUACAACACCAAUGCGCGCGGAAAUGUGGAACAGUUUAGCAUCUGCUCGAAUGAUAGCAUUUGGGGUGAGCACGGGGAGGACUCGCAAGGUUCCCGUUCAUCCUCUUCAGGCGAGCAACCUUACCACCAUCAUCAACAUCAUCAUCGACGCCAUCAUUACAGGCACAACCAGCAACAUCCCGACCGGAGUCCUUCCCGUGCACAGUAUGGGCAGAGGAAUGCUGGAAAACCGUACCAAGCGUACACGGACGCAGGUGGUAGAGGAGGCGAGAAUAACAAUAGCGAUGCGUGCCGGAACAAUAAUGUAGACUGUAGGGCGUAUUCCGAUUACUUGCGAGUACUGCCAGAGUAUGGAAGCGUCGAGGAUUGUCCGAAUAGUGAAGACUUGCGUGAUAGCUAUCCACCGACAGCGUUUCGAAUCGAUCAUUGCUAUACUCCACGCAACUACGAAACCGUCUUUGGCAUACCGGAAGAAACGAGAUGUUACAAGGUCACCCAAUUCGAUGGAAGCUAUGAUCCGGAGAGUGGGACAACACUAGAGCCUCUCAUUCUAACUGCCACACCUGCCCAUUAUGGUCGUCCUUACGCGACGAAGGAAGUUCCCAAUGGCGGAACGCUGUACCUCACCCCAACAACUACCCUUUCUCCAGCUGUCACUCCACCGAUCCCUAGCGGUAGAUCACGAUCGAGCAAAUACAAGAGCAGCAUUAUGGAGAAAUAUCUUCGCGAUCUUAGCGAACUGGAACCAGCGGAUGGGCCAGCAAAUGGGUCUACAACCAUGGUGCCGGUUUUAAUGGCGGCAAUACCCUUUCAACAGAAACACUGUGGCCACGCGCGUAGCCACGAACUUCAACUACAAACGCAACCUACGAUGGGCUAUGACACGGCCGUAUUACGAGGACCACCUUCAUUAUCGAAAUGGCUGGAAAGUGCCGCCAAGUUCACACCGUCAAAACACAACUACAUCGAUUGGGAAUGCUCGGGAAAACAAUCGUCAUCGAAGAAACGGUGUGAUUCUGAGAGCAACUACUACGGCAUUGCUGAUACCGGUGAUGAUAACGGUUGUGCCUAUGCGAGACCAUUUUAUAGCGAGCCAGCAACAACCGUUGGUACACUCGAACACCAAAAGGAUGAGCUCGAUGCUGCAGAAGCGCUCACGAGGCUGGCAAACAAUUUUCGAACGAAAUUUUCCACCUAACCCAAAGGGGGCCUAACAAGCAAACGUGGAAAGUAUAAUUUACGUCAGCGCAUUCCUAAACUUGUGCAGCAGCCAUAGCAAAAGAGACGUGGUACGUGUUCGAACAAUAAAAGGUGAUAGUGUUAGCGAAUGCUAGCAGAACAUACUAGUUUCAU